AGUCACCUGUCACCUGUGCGGUAUAUAAACCCAUCAAACGGGUAUCAGGGUCUCUUAUCCUGCAACCCACAUCUACAUCAACCCAUUCACUAUGACUGUCUGCAACGCCUUCUCCACCGCUCUCGCCAACUCGGGCAUGAAUGCACAGCAGCUCGCUGCCGCGACUGGCAGUGACCAGGCCCGCAUGUCCCAAAUUUGCGCGGGCACUGCGACCCCCACGACCGCAGAAUACAAUAGCAUCUCAGCUGCAUUGGGCUUGAGCGUCCCUCCUGGUCACCGCUGAACUACUUGCUGGACUAUAAUAUAUCAUGUUUAACUUUCCCGUUGUUGUAUAAAUAAGCUGUAGCAAACGAUAUAUCGGAUGAUUUAGCCUUGAUAACUGGCAACUCGUGUUAUGAGCUGGCGGUGAUUGCGAUACGACUUGAUACGACCAGCACGGCAGGCUCCAUGUCCCGUUUAAGCAUACCCUAUACUAUCAAUAAAACAUUCGGGCCAAAAAUAUUCG
This is a messenger RNA of Suillus paluster, 505 nucleotides long. RefSeq lists its product as uncharacterized. The record is from RefSeq and is a predicted model, not a curated record. Lineage: Eukaryota; Fungi; Basidiomycota; Agaricomycetes; Boletales; Suillaceae. Gene Ontology annotation, molecular function: DNA binding. The transcript is spliced from 4 exons. Bases 92 to 283 code for a protein of 63 amino acids.